UACAUAGAGCGGCGAGGGCCGAGGCAAUGGGAGAUCUUACCUUACCCCAGACUUUGUUCGGGAAUACUUGCAGAUUCCCCCGCCUUGUUAUUUUACUCCCUACUCGAAUAAUCGAAACAAUGUCUCUCUUCUUACCUAGGUAGUUGAAGUUUUGAAUCCUCUCUUUCUCUUUCUAUUUCUCUUCCUCUUUGAAUAUUUAGUUUCCCUUGUUUCGUUAUUGAAUUCUAAGCAGGAUUUGGAUUUGGGUUGUAUUUUGUCAACCGUAAUCGUUCAAUACCCAAUAUGUCGGCAUCCGCAAAGAGAAGACUCGCAGCACUUUCCGAGCAGCUUGUGAAACCCAUUGAAGACCAGGGUAACUUUGAAAAUAUCCCAAUUCUUAAGAAAAUUGCACCAGAUUCAACGGGCCCGAGAGUUAAGGGAAAAGUAGUCAUUGUGACAGGAACCAAUAGUCCUUUGGGAAUUGGACGAGCAUCAGCACAUCAGUUUGCGCAGAAUGGCGCAAGAGCUGUAUACAUAUGCGAUUACAAUGACACGAAUCUCGAAACCCACAAACGUGAACUUGCAUCAUUAUACCCUGAUGUCGAAGUACACACGCGGAAGUUUGACGCAGCGGAUGAACAAUCCGUAAAGGAAGUUAUUGAUCAUGCGGUGAAGACAUAUGGAAGAUUGGAUAUUUUCUUUGCAAAUGCGGGAAUUGUAGGCACAAAUAAAGUAUUUACAGAUAUUUCUGCAGAUGAGUUUCUGUCUACUUUACGAACAAAUGUUGUCAGUGUAGCAAUGGCGGCCAAAUACUCGGCACCAGCUAUGAUGUUAACAUCACCGGAGAAGCAAUACCCAUCUGGUAGUAUAAUAGCCACAGCUUCAGUCGCUGGUUUACGUUCCAAUGCAGGGUCCAGCGAUUAUUCUGCCUCCAAAUCUAGCGUCGUCUCCCUGGCCCAAACGAUAUCCUAUCAACUAGCAGGCACUGGAAUUCGCGUCAAUGCUAUCUGUCCUGGCGUCAUCGAAACAGGUAUGACAGCACCUAUGUAUGAAGCUGCACGAGCCAGGGGAUCGGAAAAGAAGAUUGGCCAAUUAAAUCCGCUAGGAAGAGGUGCACAUGCCGAUGAGGUAGCUAGGGUGGCAUUGUUUUUAGGAAGUGAGGAGAGUAGUUAUGUCAAUGGCCAAGCUUGGGCUGUGGAUGGAGGACUUAGUGCUGGUCAUCCUUUCGUUCCAGGAAAGUUGGGUUGAGUCGGAGGUUGGUGAAGGUCAGAAUCCCAAAGAUGGCCUCACUGUUCCAUAAUUUGCCAGUUUGGUGUAUUUCCCACACAAAGCCCAAUCUGGAAGAAGAUCUAAAGCAUUAAUAUUAUUUCACAUCAGCCCUUGAUACUUCAUGUUUCCCCAUAGUGCCUCUCGGACUCUAUCCUUUCCUUUUCCACUUCAAAUAUAAUUCCUAGAAUUGCGUUCACUGUCACAUACGACCAUAGACUGAAGAGAAUUGGGCAUCCCGUCCGCUCUGCCAUACACAAGCUUCAGAUCGGUGGAUUAGUAGUUGGGUGGGUGACCACCAGCGAAUCCCCACUGUUGUAUGUUUUUUUUGCUCGUUUUUUUCUUUUCUUCUUUUGGCGGUCGUUUGGGACAUGGGAGUUUCAAGACCUGUGGAGGAAACAAGGUAUAUAGCGUCGAGGGGAGCGAGAAUGGAGCCAAACGUGAUAUGUGUUUUGAGGUCUACCUUUUAGGUAUGUGGUCGACGGAGUUGUAAUGACUGAAGUAGGAUACUGGGGAUUCCUGUGUGGGGGAAUAUCAUAGAAAGGAGAAGUACUUGGACACAUACUUGAGCAUUCAUAGAGAGAGCUAGUAUAAUCGAAGCUUUUAUUUUACUCGUUGCAAGUCACUUGUCGAUUUGGUAGCAAUCCACAAACUUAGUGACUGAAAGUAGAGGGAUCAAGGUUCAACUGAUCUUAGUAAAGAAGCUUCAAGCAUUGAGAAGGGUUGAAAUGAAGGUACUGGGCAAGCUCACCGGGACAAAAAGUGG
Botrytis sinoallii is the source of this 2011-nucleotide messenger RNA. RefSeq lists its product as uncharacterized. Bases 283 to 1227 code for a protein of 314 amino acids. The transcript is spliced from 3 exons. NCBI's taxonomy places the organism in Eukaryota, Fungi, Ascomycota, Leotiomycetes, Helotiales, Sclerotiniaceae. The record is from RefSeq and is a predicted model, not a curated record. Gene Ontology annotation, molecular function: oxidoreductase activity.